GAAAGCCAUGGCCACUGGCUGGAACAGAGAUCAUGUAUCCAGAGGCAUCACACAGGGGUGAGAAUGAAAGCUCCAUACCCACAUCGUCCACAUGAUUUACAGAGAAAGUGGGAGCUGAGAAGAUUCAGAUCUCACUCCCCUCUCAUCAGUGUGAUAUUGGAUUUAACUCUCAUCUCUUUCUUUUCUCCCAUCACGAUCUCUGAAUCUCCCUCUAUCCUUCUGGGGAAGAUACUCCAGGAGACAUUUAUAGACAGUUAUGACCCAAGUGUCCUUCGAAGGGUGCAAUACAUGCUCUAUGAAAUCAAGUGGAGCAAUAGCAAAAGGUCCUGGCAGAGCUGUUGCCAUAGCACUUACAUGGAGCAUGCUGAAAUCCACUUCAUAGAAGAUGUCUUUCAGGAGCAAAGAUCUGAUCCUUCUGCCCACUGCUCCAUCACCUGGUACAUGUCCUGGAGUCCCUGUGGGUAUUGCUGCAAGCAAAUCAAGGAUUUCCUGAAGGACCAGCCUAAUGUGAAUCUGGUUAUUUAUGUAGCACGGAUCUACUGGCACAAAAGGGAAAUCAAUCGUCAGGGUCUACGGAGCCUGAUGAACAUUGGAGUGUCCAUCCGAGUCAUGGACCUCCCAGCUUAUAGCUACUGUUGGAGAACAUUUGUCAAUGAUGAGGAUAAGUAUGAAGAUGAUUAUUGGCCCAGGCACUUUGCUCCAUGGAUAAUGCUAUAUUCUCUCGAACUCCAGUCCAUCCUUCAGGACAUUCCCUCUUGCUUAAAGAUUUCAUCAGUUAAGAACCAGACUCCAGUUUUCAGCCUAUGUGUAGAUGAGAAACAGAAAAGAGCACUCACAUCAGCCAAUCCCUAUUACUACAGGUGCUAUUUAGUGGAGCAACAGAGUGCUGUCCUCAGCUUCAUGACCUUCAAGUGCACCCAUGCCACCAUUUACAACUCUGAAAUCCAGAGGUCCGGGGGAGAAACACACACCAGUAAAACAGGACACAGCCUGGUAGGCUGUAGUGAAAGCCAUGGCCACUGGCUGGAACAGAGGUCAUGUAUCCAGAGACAUCACGCAAGGGUGAGAAUGAAAGCACCAUACCCACGUCCUCCACAAGGUUUACAGAGAAAGUGGGAGCUGGGAAGAUUCAGAUCUCACUCCCCUCUCAUCAGUGUGACACUAGAUUUAACUCUCCUUCUUCCCUGCCUCUCUCUCUUUUCUUCCAUCACUAUCUCUGAGUCUCCCUCUAUCCUUCUGUGGAAGAUAUGCCAGGAGGAUUUUGUGGAGAAUUAUGACCCAAGUGUCCUUCCAAGUGUGACUUACCUUCUCUAUGAAAUCACGUGGAACUCUCGCAGAAGGCCCUGGCAAAGAUGGAUCUGUAGUGCUGGCGGUGAGCAUGCUGAAACGUACUUCCUGGAAGAUGUCUAUAGAAAGCUAAGAUCUAAUCCUUUUGUCCACUGCUCCAUCACCUGUUACAUAUCCUGGAGUCCCUGUGGGUACUGCUGCCAGGAGAUCAUGGAUUUUCUGGAGAAAAUGCCUAAUUUGAGUCUAGUCAUUUAUGUAGCACGGCUCUACUGGCACAAAGAGGAAAACAAUCGUGAGGGUCUGUGGAACCUGGAGAAUAUCGGAGUGUCCAUCCAAGUCAUGGAUCUCCCAGAUUAUAACUACUGUUGGAGAACAUUUGUCUAUGAUGAGGACAAGGAUGAAGAUGAUUAUUGGCCCAGUCACUUUGCUCCAUGGAUAAUGCUAUAUUCUCUCGAACUCCAGUCCAUCCUUCAGAACAUUCCCUCUUGCUUAAAGAUUUCAUCAGAUGAGAAUUCUACUCCAGUUUUCAGCCUAUGUGUAGAAGAUGAGGAACAGAAAAGAGCACUCACAUCAUACAAUACCUAUUAGCGCCAGUAUCCUGGCCUGGGCAGCCAACUAGUCUCUGGAAGCCAUGAGUGUCUUGAACCAGGCCAUCAGCUGCUAAGCAACAGAAACGAGUUGAUAGGAAACAUCACCCACAUUAAAACUCCGCAAUUUGGGGCGGGGAAGAGUAUGCAGCCAAAAUGGGUGCAACACAGUGACUGCUUUGCUAACACAGCAUGUUUUCUCAGUUGGUGGGUUACUCUUGCAUGAGCUGAUAGAACAAUGGUUCUCAAACUUUUAUACGGGUGACCCCUUUCACAUAGCAAGCCUCUGAGUGUGACCCCCCCUUAUAAAUUAAAAACACUUGUUUAUAUAUUUAACACCAUUAUAAAUGCUGGAGGCAAAGCGGGGUUUGGGGUGGAGGCUGACAGCUCACGAUCCCCCCAUGUAAUAAACUCACGACCCCCUGAGGGGUCCCAACCCCCAGUUUGAGAACCCCUGUGAUAGAACAUUAGAAUGUUUAAUCAUUUCAAUUUGAUUUAGUUACUCUUAGCCAUUUCCUUGCCAUUGCUUCAGCUUGUAGCCUUUUGAAAAGUGAAUCAUGUUUAAUGCUGUACAGUGACUGGGUUGUGUUAGCACCUGUGACUCAGUUUACGGGUUUAUUCCAUCACAGUUAACACAAGAGUAUCUUGCUUAUUCUGCAGCCAAUGCUGUUUCACCAAAUGAACAUAAAACUAUAUGAUUUGCUUUGUGUAAGCAGUUUAUAAGGAACUAACUCAUUAUGUAUUUACAUAUCUAGAGACCUUAGAGAGGAUUUAUUUUCUGAGGUUAUUUCUUUGAAUUAUGUUUCUCUUGUAGAUUUCUAGAUUUUACUUUGUGUCAUUUGUCAACAUAACAUUUGAAUAAAAUAUCUAUAAGGAA
Messenger RNA from Emys orbicularis (European pond turtle), 2751 nucleotides. RefSeq lists its product as uncharacterized. Gene Ontology annotation, cellular component: cytoplasm; nucleus. Gene Ontology annotation, molecular function: cytidine deaminase activity; RNA binding; zinc ion binding. The record is from RefSeq and is a predicted model, not a curated record. Lineage: Eukaryota; Metazoa; Chordata; Testudines; Emydidae. Gene Ontology annotation, biological process: cytidine to uridine editing.